This is a messenger RNA of Fopius arisanus, 6852 nucleotides long. RefSeq names its product myosin-VIIa. Lineage: Eukaryota; Metazoa; Arthropoda; Insecta; Hymenoptera; Braconidae. The record is from RefSeq and is a predicted model, not a curated record. Gene Ontology annotation, cellular component: cytoskeleton; myosin complex. The transcript is spliced from 4 exons. Gene Ontology annotation, molecular function: ATP binding; cytoskeletal motor activity; protein binding. Bases 64 to 6393 code for a protein of 2109 amino acids.
CAACACCCGCGAUUUCACGUCCGAAAUGCUUUCGACCCAUUGAGUUGUGGAUUUCAUUUUGAAAUGGAGAAUAAAUUCGCUCCAGGGGAUAAUGUCUGGUUUAGUAGCCCGUCUAAUUCCGGGUUUACCAUUCUGGGGGGUAAAGUCUCCGCAAUUGAUGCCAGGAUUAUUACAAUCCAGGAUGACGAUGGAAACAUGUUGGCGGUUCCUCGGGAUAAAAUAAUUAAGCACAUGCACCCGACAUCAAUCUCGGGUGUCGAAGACAUGAUAAAACUAGGAGAUCUCCAGGAGUACGCGAUCCUGAAGAAUCUCCACAUCCGCUACAACAGAAACCUGAUUUACACCUACACGGGAAGCCUCCUGGUCGCGAUAAACCCGUACCAAAUUCUGGACAUCUACACCCCGAAGGAGAUAUCGCUGUACAGAGGUAAGAAGAUAGGGGACGAGCCACCCCACAUCUUCGCCGUCGGCGACAACUGUUUCACGGAGAUGAAGAGAGCCAGAAGGAACCAGUGCAUCGUAAUCAGCGGUGAAAGCGGUGCCGGGAAGACCGAGAGCACGAAAUUAAUUCUCCAGUACUUAGCGGCAAUCAGCGGUGAGCAUUCCUGGAUAGAGCAGCAGAUCCUGGAGGCGAAUCCCAUCCUGGAGGCAUUUGGAAAUGCCAAAACCGUUCGCAACGACAAUUCCUCGAGAUUCGGAAAAUACAUCGACGUGAAUUUCAAUAAAUCCGGAUCAAUCGAGGGUGCGAGGAUCGAGCAGUAUCUCCUGGAGAAGUGUAGACUGGUGCAUCAGUCCGAGGGGGAGAGGAACUAUCACAUCUUCUAUUCGAUCCUCGCAGGACUCUCCAAAGAGGAGAAGAAGAGAUUGGGUUUGAACGACGGAGGGUACAGAUACCUCUGCGGAUCUUCAGAGUGCAGAGGACGAAAUGAUGGGAAGGAGUUCGCUGACGUUCGAGCAGCGAUGAGGAUCCUGAAUUUCUCCGAGGAAGAUUUUCACAGGAUCAUUGAGCUCCUGUCCUCCAUCCUCCACCUGGGUAAUUUCAAUUACAAAUCGUCAGUCGUGUCCAACCUGGACAGCUGUGAUAUCCAGGAGGACGCAGGUGUCAAGACAACUGCUGAAAUCCUGGGGGUCAGCGUCAAAGCCCUGAAGGAGGCCCUCACCAGGCGGACUAUCUUCGCCAAUGGGGAGAGAGUCGUCAGUUAUUUGUCUAGGGCACAAGCCGUCGCGGUUAGGGACGCCUUCGUCAAGGCUGUCUAUGGCCAGCUGUUCGUCAUGAUCGUUGAGAAGAUAAAUCUGACGAUUUUUAAACCUAAAACAACCACCAGGAACUCCAUUGGCGUACUCGAUAUCUUCGGGUUCGAAAAUUUUUAUCACAACAGCUUUGAACAGCUCUGCAUCAAUUACGCUAAUGAACAUCUCCAGCAAUUUUUUGUAAGACACAUUUUCAAGAUCGAGCAGGAGUAUUAUAAUGAGGAGGGGAUAUCCUGGAGGCAUAUCGAUUUCAAGGACAAUCAGGGGGUUCUGGAUUUGAUUGGAAUUAAACAGCUAAACGUUAUGGCUCUCAUUGAUGAGGAGAGCAAAUUCCCCAAGGGCACUGAUCUCUCACUUUUGGCCAAGUCUCAUCAAAUCCAUUCUGCUAAUGACAAUUACGUUAAACCCAAAUCGGAUCUGGUGCAGGCGUUUGGCAUUCGACAUUUUGCUGGGGCUGUUGAUUACGAAAUUGGGGGGUUCCUGGAGAAGAAUAGGGAUACAUUCUCUGUGGAUUUGAAACAAUUGAUUGGAAUAUCUUUGAAUAAGUUUCUGAGGGGAAUAUUCCCGGAGGAGAUGUUGUCAGUUGACGGAAAAAAACGCUCGCCCUCGUUGUCGUCUGGUUUUCGAUUGUCCCUGGAUCAAUUGAUGAGGACUCUGGAGAGCUGCAAUCCUUUCUUCGUGAGGUGCAUCAAACCGAAUGACCAGCAAAGACCUGGGGCUUUCGAUCGUGAUCUCUGCUGUCGACAGCUGAGGUAUUCUGGAAUGAUGGAGACUGCCAGCAUCAGGAGAGCUGGAUACCCCAUUCGUUAUAGUUAUCAGGAGUUCAUUGAGAGAUUCAGGGCUUUAAUCAGGGGAAAAGCCCCAAAGGAUCAGAGAACAGCCGCGGAGAUGAUCUGUAAGAGUGUCUUGGGGGAGGCUAAUCUCGAUUAUCAAAUUGGAAGGACGAGGGUUUUUCUGAAGGAGGAGCAGGAUUUUAUCCUGGAGAGGGAACGCGAGCUCGUCAUCGCCAGGAGUAUUGUCAGAAUACAGAGGAAUGUGAGGAGAUGGAUCGCACAGACGAGAUAUCUGAAGAUGAAGAAGUCAGUGUUGAUUAUUCAACGAGUGUGGAGAGGUCAUGGCCCUCGGAAGAAGUAUCUGAAGAUAAAACUGGGGUAUCAGAGGCUGCAGGCCUGCACCAGAUCACGUAUCAAUACUCACGAGUUUCGCAAGAAGCGAAAAAUCAUUGUGGCACUCCAGGCAUUGGGUCGUGGCUAUCUUGUACGCGAUCUGCAUAAAAAAAAGGCCCAAUGGCGAGAGCAGAGGCUCAAGGAGAUUAAAAAGCUCCAGGUGGACGAGGAGAAACGAUUGAAAUCGAGUGGCAAGUCCGACUGGAAGACAAUUGCUGAUAAAAAUCAUGAGAAUCGACUUCGGGAAUUGCGAGAGUCACUGCUGCAAUUUAGAAAUGGAGCACCAUCUCCAGCGAAGGAGUCAGAGACCAACAUCGAUACUAUCUUCGAAUUUCUGAAGGAGGAACCACCCGCACCAGGAGUCAAGGAAUUGCCUGCAGAUAUGUACGCUGACAUUCCUGGAAAGUCCCAAAAACCAGAAGAUUCCACGAGUGUCUUGGAACUCCCUCAAGAAACAGAUGAGUCCGAAGACCUCUCUGCUUUCCACUUCAGUAAAUUCGCUGCCACUUACUUCACAGCGAACGUCGCACCCCAGUACUCAAGACGUGCCUUGAAGCAAUCAUUACUCGAUCUGCCACUGGCCUCAGAUCAAUUAUCAGCCCAGGCAUUGUGGAUGACAAUCCUGAGGUUCAUGGGGGAUCUCUCGGAGCCGAGGAAUCCGAUAGACAUCCCCGAGAGAAAAACCGUCAUGUCGACAGUCACGGAAACCCUCUCGAAGGCCUUCGCGAGGACGAAAGACUACCAAAACCUAAUGAACGACAAUAAAAAUCAGAAUCAUCUAGUUCGAAUGACCCUGAAACGCCAGAAUAAACUCCACGAUCACAUCAGACGAGGAAUCCUCGAGGAUGAGUUCGUAAACGAGAGCUACGGCGAUUGGCUUCAUACCCGAAGUUCAAAUCUGGAGAAACUGCACUUUGUGAUUGGCCACGGAAUCCUGCGUCCUGAACUCCGAGACGAGAUUUACUGUCAGAUAGUGAAGCAACUGACGAAUAAUCCCACCAAGGCGUCUCACGCCAGGGGGUGGAUCCUCUUGUCGCUGUGUCUGGGCUGUUUCUCACCCUCUGAACGCUUUAUCUAUUACCUCCGAGCUUUCAUACGCUCAGGCCCUCCAGGAUACGCCCCCUAUUGUCACAAGAGGCUCAUCCGGACGUACAAGAAUGGCUCAAGGACACAGCCUCCGAGCUGGCUGGAGCUCCAGGCGACGAAGAACAAGAGUCCGAUUCGCCUGGAGGUGACAUUCAUGGAUGGAACAUCUAAGACUGUUGAAGUUGAUUCUGCGAGUACCGCCCAGGAGGUCGUGGAGGCCCUCGCCAGGAGCAUUGAACUCCGAGAUAUCUUUGGAUUCUCUGUGUUCAUCACAGUGUAUGAUAAAGUGCUGUCCCUUGGGGCUGGGAGGGAUCACGUGUUCGAUGCUAUUUGUCAGUGUGAGCAGUAUGCGAGGGAACAGGGACAAUCUGAAAGAUCAGCUCCCUGGCGACUGUUCUUACGGAAGGAGAUAUUUUCUCCGUGGCACGACCCCACCCUCGAUAGCAUCGCCACGAAUCUCAUCUACCAUCAGAUCACCAGGGGUAUCAGGCAGGGAGAGUACAGAUGCAGCAGUGAAGGUGAUAUCGCCAUGAUGGUGGCACAGCAACUGUACAUCGACCACCAGAAACGCAUGACGAGGGACACCCUGAGGAGUGUUAUGCCCCUGUACAUUCCCGCUCAUCUUCUCCAGGGGGUGGUUAAGGAGGCGCUGAAAAAAUGGGAGAUAAUUAUACUCACAGUCUACGAGAAGAACAUAAACCUGAUGGAAGGUGCCCCAGCGAGCAAAGCCAAGGAGGACAUCGUGAUGUUCGCGAAGAUCACUUGGCCCAUCCUCUUCUCGAGGUUCUAUGAGACCUUGAAGACGUCUGGUCCCGAGUUACCCACGAACAACGUGAUAAUCGCUGUGAACUGGACUGGCAUUUACUUCAUUGACGACCAGGAGCAAAUGUUACUGGAGAUGGCUUUCCCAGAAGUCGCGGAGGUCACCGUCCAAAAUUUUCACGAGAACGCUUCCAAGAACCUCGUGAUAACGACAGUGCAGAGGGAUGAGUGGGUGUUCCAGACAUUUGAUGCUGAGGAUUUGGCGUCACUCAUUAAUUUCCUGGUGGAUGGUCUGAAGGAGCAAUCAACUUGGGUGGUCGCCACCCAGGAGUACAUGAACAACGUGACAGCAGCUCCAGGGGAGACGUACUUGUCCCUUCGACGAGGUGAUAUGGUUAAAUUAAUCGGUUGCAAGGGCCAAUCGAUACUGACAUCUCAGUGGGGAUAUGGCGAAAGGUCUGAUGGGUCUCAGGGUGAAUUUCCUUCGGAGUGCGUCUACGUGAUUCCAACAGUUGGAAAACCCUCGCAAUCUAUCAUCGAUAUCUUCCGGACUGAUUACACGACGAAAAAUACUCUAGCUCGUAGGAGAAUCGAUAAGAGCAAUCAGUCACGCUCUUAUUCGUUGAGGAAAUUCGCUCAGGAGCACUUCAGACAGAGUUUCAAUGUGACCAUCUCCAAGGCAUCGACGAUAUCCUCAGCGAAAGGAACAGUCUCGGAGACUCUGUUUAAACACACUAGGACACCGAUGAAGGCCGCCCUUCUGGCUCGAGUCUGCGAGGAUCGGGAAUUGUCUCAGCUCGCUGUCACCAUCUUCACGAAUAUCCUGAGGUACAUGGGGGAUCUUCCCAGUAAUCGUCAGCGAUUGGGGACGGAGUACACGGAUUUGAUAUUUACACCUGCUUUGGAGCAUUCUCAUCUUCGAGACGAGGUCUACUGCCAGAUUAUUCGUCAAUUGAUGGAGAAUAAAAUUCGAUUGAGUGAGGAGAGGGGCUGGGAGCUCAUGUGGCUGGCCACUGGAGUCAUGUCGUGCUCUACGAAUGUGCAGAAGGAAGUCGUGAUGUUCCUGGGGUCUUCUGGCACCCCCAUUGCUGUCGACUGCUUGAACAGAUUAAACAGGACGUCGAAGUAUGGAAAUAGAAAGUAUUCUCCGUAUAUUCUUGAGGUGGAGUCAAUCAGGUUCAAGAGUCUCCAAAUAUUCCACAAAAUUUAUUUCCCUAAUGAUGUCGAUGAGGCCUUUGAGGUACACUCCUCCACGAAAUCCGGGGAUCUCUGUCAGAAAAUUGCGGAUAGGCUGCAGCUGAGGAACUGCGAUGGUUUCAGUCUCUUCGUUAAAAUAUCUGACAAGGUGUUCUCGGUUCCCCAUGAAUAUUUCUUCUUUGAUUUUAUUCAUGAGCUGAUGGAGUGGAUGAAGAAGUCUAGACCCACCAAGGCAGGUGUCACGCAGGUUCAGUACCAGAUAUUCUUCAUGAAGAAGUUGUGGGUGGGGUGCUAUCCAGGGCGCGACCCCAAUGCUGACGAGGUAUUCUACUUCCAUCAGGAAUUACCGAAGUACUUGAGGGGAUAUCACAAUUGCAGUAAACAGGAUGCCAUUAAACUCGCUGCUCUCAUUUAUCGGAGCAAAUUCGGAAAUGUCAAGGACGAGCUGGCACGUGUACCUGAUAAACUCAAGGAAUACGUUCCUGCGGACCUGGUGCAUGUUUACAGAUCCAGUGACUGGAAGAAACACAUCUCCUCGGCAUUUAAGGAACAGACAGGAAUGACUCAGUACGACGCAAAACUGCAAUUCCUCCAGCACAUCUACCAAUGGCCGACCUUUGGCUCUGCAUUUUUCGAAGUAAAGCAAUCGACGGAAUCGAGUUUCCCCGAAUUUUUGAUAAUAGCAAUAAACAAAAACGGUGUAAGUGCCAUUCACCCCCAGACAAAAGAAAUCCUUGGAAUGUGGAGUUUCACGGAGCUGUCAAACUGGUCCUCCGGAAAUACCUAUUUCCACCUGACGAUAGGAAACUUCAUGAAAAGCCAAAAGAUCCUCUUCGAGACAGCUCAAGGGUACAAGAUGGACGAUCUAAUAUCAUCCUACAUCAACCACCUCAAGUCAACAAUGGAAAUAAAGGAAUCAGAGAGAUUGUAAUUAAACUCAAAAUUCAGGAUUUAUUUGUCUUAAUACUGACGCAUGAGUAGAUUAUGAAUUAUGAGCAUGAAUUGCAUGAAUUAUAAAUACUAUAAAUACGUAGAUUAAAAAUUCUCUUCAUCAAUUUCGUAAUUAUACUUGAUUGCACCGAGUACGUCUCGUACGCCCUGUCGAAGAAGCUGGAGUUGUGAUUGAGGAUUUGAACGACUUCCGCAGGGACAGGAAAUUUUCAAGUCCCCUAGCUGGUGCUGGUGGUAACAACCAAAGAGAACAUUAGAUCAAUUUGGGAUACGAAAUGUUCCCAUCAGUCGUUACCUACCCCAAUUGAUCAUCUCUUCCGAUGACGUCAAUCAUUUAAGCUCAGAUGACAGUGAUCUGUUGUUUAUUUCAUACCUUCGGGGAAGUCCGGAUGGCUGUGCGCUAAAAAUACACGAGCAAAUUAUACCUCUUCCUCAAUUA